AUGCUGCGCGGGAACUCUGUCAGGAUCCUCACCGGGAACAGUCACCCCGGGCUCGCCCAAGCCGUGGUCGAGCGGCUCAAUGUACCCCUCACUCCUUGCACGGUCAAGAAGUUUUCCAAUGGGGAGAUCAACGUCAAAAUCGCCGAGUCCGUCCGCGACGAGGAUGUCUACAUCAUCCAGACCGGCUGCUCCGACGUGAACGACAACCUCAUGGAGCUCCUCAUCCUCAUCUCCGCCUGCAAGGGCGCAUCCGCUCGCAGGAUCACCGCCGUCAUCCCCUGCUACCCAUACGCGCGUAUGGACAAGAAGGAUAAGUCACGCGCACCAAUCACCGCCAAACUCGUUGCGAACAUGCUCGCUGUUGCCGGCUGCGACCAUGUCAUCACCAUGGACCUUCACGCGAGCCAGAUUCAGGGUUUCUUCGACUUCCCCGUCGACAACCUCUACUCCGAGCCGCUUGUGAUCUCGUACAUCAAGCGGAACAUCGAAGACUGGCGGAAUAGCAUCAUCGUCAGUCCGGACGCGGGAGGUGCGAAGCGGGUGACUGCCAUCGCGGACAAACUCGGAGUGGAAUUCGCGCUUAUUCAUAGAGAGCGGACCCGGAACCCGAAUGGGCCGGAGAAGAUGGAGGUGCUAGUCGGAGAUGUUCGCGACAAGGUCGCGAUCUUGGUAGAUGAUAUGAUAGAUAGUGGGAAGACGCUCGCGCUGGCCGCUCGCUCGCUCGUUGAUAACGGUGCGAAGAAAGUGUAUGCCUUGAUCUCCCAUGGCUUACUCUCUGAGACGAACAUGAAGAUGAUCGAAGCGCUUCCCAUUGAGCAGCUUGUGGUCACCAACACCGUUCCCCAAAAACAGCACGAGGCCGCGUGCUCGAAGCUAGUCACGCUUGACGUGAGCUCUACAAUCGCUGAGAGCAUCCGCCGCACGCAUAACGGCGAGAGCAUAUCGCUUCUCUUCGGCGAAUGGGCGGAUGGUGCGGGAGUCAAUGGAGUCGGUAUGUAUUAG
This is a messenger RNA of Dichomitus squalens LYAD-421 SS1, 1002 nucleotides long. RefSeq names its product phosphoribosyl pyrophosphokinase. NCBI's taxonomy places the organism in Eukaryota, Fungi, Basidiomycota, Agaricomycetes, Polyporales, Polyporaceae. Gene Ontology annotation, molecular function: magnesium ion binding; ribose phosphate diphosphokinase activity. Gene Ontology annotation, cellular component: ribose phosphate diphosphokinase complex; cytoplasm. The transcript is spliced from 7 exons. Gene Ontology annotation, biological process: ribonucleoside monophosphate biosynthetic process; 5-phosphoribose 1-diphosphate biosynthetic process; purine nucleotide biosynthetic process. The record is from RefSeq and is a predicted model, not a curated record. Bases 1 to 1002 code for a protein of 333 amino acids.